Molecule: messenger RNA, 2777 nt
Organism: Crotalus tigris (Tiger rattlesnake)
Lineage: Eukaryota; Metazoa; Chordata; Lepidosauria; Squamata; Viperidae
Gene: ZBTB6
Product: zinc finger and BTB domain containing 6
Exons: 2
Coding region: 252-1532 (426 amino acids)
Biological process (GO): regulation of transcription by RNA polymerase II
Molecular function (GO): RNA polymerase II cis-regulatory region sequence-specific DNA binding; protein binding; DNA-binding transcription factor activity, RNA polymerase II-specific
Source: RefSeq, a predicted model, not a curated record
CCUCUCCCUUCCCAUUGGCCGGGCUCCGCCCCGCCCCCCGGUGGUGAAGGCGGCCAAUCAGGAGCCGGUGCACGUGCUUGCUGGUGUGUUCCUCUUCCGGGUCGCGAGGGGGCGGAAAGAGGAGGAGAAGGAGGAAGCCCGCGGGACUCCCGGAAGUCGAUCCCCGCCAGCGAACCGCUCUGUAGCCGCGGCCGGGAACGAGUCUGGCUGGGUCCCUCUCGACGUCGGCAGCCGCCCGCAGGAUUGCCACGAUGGCUGCCGAUUCGGACGUGCUCCAUUUCCAGUUUGAGCAGCAAGGCGACGCCGUGCUGCAGAAGAUGAACCUGCUGAGGCAGCAGAACCUCUUCUGCGACGUGUCCAUCUACAUCAACGACACGGAGUUCCACGGGCACAAAGUGAUCUUCGCGGCCUGCUCCACCUUCAUGCGGGACCAGUUCCUGCUCACGCAGUCCCAGCACGUUCGGAUCACGAUCUUGCAGAGCGCUGAAGUAGGCCGGAAGCUGCUGCUCUCGUGCUACACGGGAGCGCUGGAAGUGAAGAAGAAGGAGCUUUUGAAAUACCUCACGGCGGCCAGUUACCUGCAGAUGGUGCAUAUCGUGGAAAAGUGCACCGAGGCCCUUUCCAGAUAUCUGGAAAUCGACGCUUCUGUAGAAGGCAACGGCCGGUGUGCUGACAAAUGCCACUCUUCGGACAUGGAGCUGGGCAGCAAAGACAGCUGCCCAUAUAGAGACUGUGAAAUCAUCGAGAUUUCUGCAGACAGCCCGGUGAGCGUAGACGAUCCCAUAAAACAGGAGAAAGGGGACAUUCAGCCGGUGUCCCUGCAGGAUUUAAUGUCGGACAGGAAGGAGGUCAAAAGCCCUGAGAUCUCCACCGUGGAGAUUGGCUACAAGGAUGACGAAAUCUGCAUCUUCCAGAUGGAUUCCAUUAACGUCCCCAGUGUGGACGAUGCGCAGUUUCCCCAGCCUUGCACCUCUUCCAAAACCAACCUGUAUUUCCCCGAAACUCAGCACUCCUUGAUCAACUCCACCGUGGAGAGCAGGAUGAGCGAAGUAGCUCAGCUCCAGAACUUUGGCAGCGAGAACCCAGAAGGAGCUGCGCACACAGGAGGUGACUUCCCAAACUCCGAGGGCGUCGGCUACUCGUGGCGGCAUCAGUGUCCCAAGUGCCCCAGAGGCUUCCUCCACCUGGAAAACUACCUCCGCCACUUAAAGAUGCACAAGCUUUUCUUGUGCUUGCAGUGUGGGAAGACAUUUACUCAGAAGAAGAACCUCAAUCGGCAUAUCCGCGGCCACAUGGGCAUCCGCCCGUUCCAGUGCAUGGUGUGUCUGAAGACGUUCACCGCCAAGAGCACCCUCCAGGACCACCUCAACAUCCACAGUGGGGACCGGCCGUAUAAGUGUCACUGUUGUGACAUGGAUUUCAAGCACAAGUCCGCCCUCAAAAAACACCUGACGUCCGUGCACGGAAGGGCCGGCGGAGUGGACAAAUCUGGCUUUGACGCCAUCACGGAAGUUAGAAUAGACUACGACUAGAUGUCGUUUGGGAAGGGGAUUUUUUUUUUAAAAAAGGCCUGAUUGGUUGCAGAACACCAAGACCCACCCCACUUUCUCCACUCAUAGUCUCCAGCCCUGCAUGUAAAUAUACCCCCCUAUUUAUCGAUGUUCCCGCAGGCUUUUGAAUAACUGCCCUUCUUCCCAUGAUAUUAAGCAAGAAAUACUGAACAAAAGGUGGUGCUUAAUUGUUGUUAUUUACGUAUUUAUAUGUUCUGUAACGUAAAAGAAUCUUUGGAGCCUUUAUUUUUGCACCACACCCAGAAUUUUUUUAACGUAAAGCUGUUGUUUACGUCUCGGUUUUGGGGGGGCUUUAAUCAGAGUGUCUGUUUUUUUGGGUGAAAACGUGCAACUUUGCCUUGUUCACCAUGAACUGCACAGUGGCCAGGAAUUCACAUAAGAGCCCAGUGUAUAAUCAAGGCAGCGUCUUUAUUUUAUUUUUUUCUCCUUUAACAAAGACUGGACUCGUUAUAAAAACACCAUUGUUGGAGUCACCUUGUUUGGCAAGCCACAAAAGAAUCAAAUGUAAAUUCCAUUUUCACUUCAGUCUGAAGUUAAGUCUUAUUGCUAGUGGUCACUGCAGGUUACAAGGUACUAUAUUUUUCUUAUUUCUGGAAGCGUUAAGAAACAUACAAUCAACUUUCAUCCAGGCAAUUCUGUGUUUUGGAGCAGUAUAAAUGUAUACAUUUUUGUGAUAAUGCAAAUAAGCUAUAUAUCUCCUGGGAUGAAUGGAUCAACUGCAGUUACAAGGGUGCUUAAUUUUCAAGGGAAAAAAACCCUGAACUAUAAAAUGCAGAUAUUAAUUGUGAGGGUGGGGACAUUAAUUGCAUGAUUUUCCUGAGAUGCCAGUGGCAAUUGCAUAAAUGAUCAAAGAACUCAGUUGUGUUGGGGUGCUGACAUUUUGAGAAGGCUGUUUAUAACGUUUUUGUAAAUGUGGCCUGCUUUUUGGUGUGCUAAUAAGCUUUUGUGUAACAGGAGAUCCUUCCUGUUUGAUUGAUACGCUCCAAAUUUUGCAAAAGACUUUCUCUGACUCCAGGUGUUCGUAAGCGAAUUGUGUCUGUAACACGCAUGGAGCUGUCCAGUUUUGAGAAAAAGCAUUCACUGGCCAAACAGCCCCAAUUAUGAGGUUGACACCUGUGAUAGUCUUGUUUGUGGCUGCUUUGUGUGGGCGUGCAUGCCCAAUUUGCCAUUUGAUUUGUAAUGGGAAUAAAGAUUGCUUCUGGCUGA